Thunnus maccoyii (southern bluefin tuna) is the source of this 5041-nucleotide messenger RNA. RefSeq names its product calmin b (gene clmnb). Gene Ontology annotation, cellular component: cytoplasm; meiotic nuclear membrane microtubule tethering complex; nuclear outer membrane. NCBI's taxonomy places the organism in Eukaryota, Metazoa, Chordata, Actinopteri, Scombriformes, Scombridae. Gene Ontology annotation, biological process: nuclear migration. Bases 1773 to 4373 code for a protein of 866 amino acids. The transcript has 11 exons. The record is from RefSeq and is a predicted model, not a curated record. Gene Ontology annotation, molecular function: actin filament binding.
ACGCUGCCCCUUGCAAAGGACUGUUGCUUGUGGGUACAACAAGGUGGCAGAAAGCAACUCAAAGAAUGAAAAGGCGUGACUUCUGGAGGUUCAGGAGCUUCACGUGCGAUGUUCCUUGGACAGAUUUCCUGCUUUCCACGGCGGUGAUGCUCUUGUUCUAUAGAUAUCACCUUUCUUAAGGCAGGUAGAGUAAAAACCCGGCAGCCUGAUAUUGUUUGAAACAGGGGGAGCUCUUCCUGUCAGACACUGUCCGCUGUCACAAUACUGUCUGAUUAAGCAGACAAGCAUUAAGCUGAUUAAGCAUUAAUGCACAAUUAAGUCACACAUUACCUGCAUUCAGUUCACAUAUUUUUCAAGUCUCUAAAUCUAGUCUUAAGGGUAUGAGGGUGUUGGAUUUCAUCCCCCAUCACUUACAAUGAAACUGCUUCAAGAAGGGAUCUCUUUGGUGUUGGUAUGAAAAGUAGGAGUGAUUACAGUAAGACAGACUUGGAAAAAUUUGAAUAUAUCCUUUAAAUUUAAACCCACAGAACCUGUUUUUAAUAUAUGUAUUUGCGCAUAAAUCUCUCCCACUAAGUUUAUAUUCACUUUUCAACUAAAAUGUUGCAUCCGAUAUAUUAAACACCUUUUAUUCAAAUUUUGCCACUCUGUCCUCUAUUUGUGCACAACACUCAGAUGAUAUACAGUAUGUAGGCAAUGAAAGUGUGAAGAAUGUAGUUAAUCAGUAUGCUCAGAAAUAAUACGUUACAAUCAUUUUCUUACUGAAUACUUGGCUCAUCUCAGAUGAAUUUCUGAAAUUUCUCAAUAUGAAUUAAUGUAGUUAAGCUCUAGAAGUAAAGUUGCCACACGUUGCUGUUUGCAGACCAAAUGAGACCUUCGUUCCAGUUAUUCCAGUUUAUGUUAAUUCAUGUGCUGGUAUUCCACAUUGAUUUUAUGCGUCUUCACAUUUCUGAUCUGUUCAAAUAAAUUCCGCGUGUGCUGGUAAGAUUUAAAAGUCGAGCAUGUCAUACAAGCUUAUAAGCAAUUCUGUUCACUGAUGGGAGAUUUCUCACAUCAAAGAUGCAUCAAAGUUCCCUGGUGAGGUUGAGUCGAGAAUACCGGAGAGCCGCAGGAAAAUGUGGGUCACUGCAAAAAGCACGGCGUGCAUUUCACAGCUUUACAGACAUUUCAGAGCACCAUAUUAACAUCCUAAAUGAGGCUUUAGGUUCCUGUAGAGAUUCGUAGGUGAUUAAAAAUGUUACGCUGUGUGUCCUUUUAUAAAUAUUUUAUUAUUUUACAAAGUGAGCCCAUUAGAUCGUUAAUUUUCCAGACAUGAAAUACAUGUCUUAUUAAUGUAGCCUACUGACAGCGUACUGACAAUGCAAGCUGAUGUAAAAGAACUAGAAAUUGAUGAAAACAUGUUUUUCCAAUGAAUGUUCAUCAAUAAUGUACCUCAUGAAAUUACAGUAUGAAUCACAAAGAAGUGCCCUUCACACUUUUCUUAUUAUUAUAAUAAUGCUUUUUUUUUUCUUUCAUAAAACCUACCUUCAGGCGAGAAGGUAGAAAGAUAUUUCACCAUCUUCUCCAGUAGCCAUUGGAGAUUAGUAUUAUGAGGAUGAUGACAUACUUUUCAUUGGCUAAAUGUUACCAAACUGGGCACAGAGGAGAAUGCUCAGAAAUACUAAAAUUUGCAGCAGGUGUAGGUUUGUGUAUGUUUUUCUUCUACUAUGUAUAAGAUGAGACUUGUGUGAUACCAGCUGUAAAUGACAAGUCCUACAACGUGCGUCUGAGGUCAAAUGAGAAUGGAGGACGAGGCCAGCUGGGAUUCACAAGGAGUCCGUGACCAACAUGUGCAACAGUCUCAAGAUGAGAGGAAGGCAGUGCAGAAGAGAACCUUCACCAGGUGGAUGAAUAUGUUUCUGCAGAGAUGUGAACCUCCAGUUGAAGUGCACGACCUGUUCACAGACAUUCAAGAUGGCAGAAUACUGAUGUCCCUGCUGGAGGAGCUGUCUGGAUGUAAACUACUUUACAGGUUUAGGUCGUCUUCUCACCGCAAUUUCAGACUGAACAACAUUUCCAAGGUCCUGGCUUUCCUGGAUGAUAGACAUGUGAAGCUGCUUGGCAUCGAUGCCUCUGGUAUUGCUGAUGGCAUCCCUUCUGUUGUUUUUAACCUUAUCUGGAACAUCAUCUUGCAUUUCCAAGUAAAAGAAGUGACAGGAGGCCUCCAAAGGCAUUUGUCUUCUAGCCUCACCUCCUUAUCGAUGAGCAGUUACCCCUCCUCCAGUGACCUCUCACCCCAGCCAAAUGACAUUGGCAGCUACUCCAGUAACACUCUGCCAAGAAAAGGCGGAAAUGCUGCCAGGGAGCCAAAGUACCACGGGAAAGUAAUCAAGACUCUCCUGCAGUGGGUCCAAAGAUGCACAUCACAGUUUGGGGUGGAGGUGCACGACUUUGGGAAGAGCUGGAGGAGUGGACUGGCAUUCCUAGCUAUGAUUAAGUCCAUAAACCCUGCAUUGGUUGACCUGAGGGAAAGCCUGUCCAGAGAGCCAAGAGAAAACAUUCAUCAGGCUUUCAUGAUAGCCCAUCACAGUUUGGAUAUACCACCUUUACUAGAGCCUGAAGAUGUGGCAUGCAUUUCACCAGAUGAGCAAUCUAUCAUUACCUAUGUGUCUAUGUUCCUGGGACAUUAUUCAGGCAUAGAUGAGAAUUAUACAACAGAUAUUGAAGUUAACAUUCCUGAGAUCCCAAAUUUUGGAGCACUUGAGGCACUCAGCUUUGGAGAGACUGGUACCAGAGACCCAGAAGCCAAAGGUUUGCUCAGAGGCCUGGAGAAGAGCAGCGAACAGCAACUUUGGAAACAGUGGGCUAGAAGAUCUUCAGGAGGACUCCAUGCCACCUUGCGUCACAUGAAUGGAGCAGUUACCUCUGACUUCUCCACCAGCAGCGACGUUUUUCCAUCAUAUCGUUGCCAAAGCAUUACUGAACAAACUGCGGGCACCUCACAAGUCAACAGAAAGAAAGGCAGAUGUCCAAGUGUCUUACAGCCACCCAGUCCGCUGGACACAGGUGUUUUCAGCCAGGAUAUCCGAUCAUGGCUGGAAAAAGGGUCUGUGGAUCAGAGCCACGCCAAACCAAAAAGGGAUGAGAGUUAUAUUUCCUUGAGCUCUGAGGAAGGAAUCUACAACUUGUCAGUGCUGGACUCAGAUGAGGAGGAUGCCUACAGCUACAACCUGGAUCUGAACAAAGAAGUUUUUCAACCUUACAAUCACCUAAAAAGAAUACCGAGACUUGAAGAGGAAACAGCGGAAGAAAUGAUCCUGAAUGGACAGCUGAUUGAAGAGUCAGAACAUCUGGAAGUGUCUGAGAUGUUCAAUGACAGUGGAUGUAAACAUCAAGAAGGCUCCCUUGCACAAAAUACUGAUUUUGAUCAAGAGUUGGAAGUCAGAGCUCUGUCAGUAGAUCACAGGAGGUUUGAUUUGGAAAAAAAUGAAAGCAUUUUCAGAGAAAUGGCAAACAACAGAGCUGUGUUGGACGUACAUCCACCGGAUGAAAGCAGAGGCAAAGGAGAACAUGAAGAGGAGAGAGCUGUUACAGGACAAAGUAACGAUGUUGGUGAGGAAAAGAGGGAGAAGGAGAAGACUGAAAAUGCUAGAUUGGUGAGGAAUGGAUAUAAUGAAACAGAAUCACUGGUAGUGGAAGUGGCUUAUUGGAAGACAGAAGUUGUGGUAGAGACUGAAGGAGAACCUUCUGAAAAAAGUGGACAAGUGAGUGAGAGGAGAGACAAAGAAGAGGAGGAAGAACAUUUGCUGAUGUUCAAGAAAGGGCAGAAUAGAGGAUUAAGGAAGGAGAGAGAUGAAGAGGAUGAUGUGAAGGAGGAAGAGAGGGGAAAUCAGCAAAGUGUUGUGAAUUUACAAAUGAUGAAGACAGGAAAUGAGAAAAUAUUAAUUGACAAGGCUGAAGUCAGAAGGACGAGUGUACCUACAAUUAGCACAAAAGAAGACAGUGAUGGGAGAGAUGUCAAAAUGGAGAAUUUAACCAAGAAUUGUAAAGAUGCAGAAAAUCAGGAAGACACUAAUGAAGUAAAAUAUUCAAUGGAUUUUGAGACAGUAGAUGAGAAGGACAGGGAACUGGAGAGAUGUAAACAUCUAACUGAGAAGAAAGCAACGAUAAUACACCAUCCUGGUGCAACUACCCUGAAAAAUUACACUGAUGGAGGUCACCAUGAUGGUGAUAUUAAUGUGACCUGCCGUGCAACCUCUCAGUCAUUCAGUGAGGGAGGAUUCGUUCUUCAAUCUUUAGCAGCCUCUUGUGACAUAACCCCAUUAGAGCUGGAAAUGCUCUUGUUCCUGUGGAUCCUGCUCUACUGCUGCCUCAUCCUACCUCAAAUGAACCACUGAGUCCCCCUGCAGUGCACCCUUCUUAUUAAGAUAUGCUUAUUAGCCCAGUUUCCACUAAUGAGCCAAACAGGGACACUUAGGGCUGGGUUGACUCCUUAUCUGUGUCACUAAAUUUCCCCCAAGACAACAUUUAAUGAUUACAUUUGGUUCUCACUGCCAGCAGAAAUAAUUUGUCAUUUGGGCUGUAGUUUUCAGAUAAACACAUAAUACCAUUAUCGCCAUUAUUAUACAGAUUUUCAGCUGCUUGCUCUUGCACUUGGUCUGUGAGGUGUUUUUGCUGAAUGCAUGUCCAUAUAUUCUGUUUUUUUUUUGUGGCAAAAUCACUCCUUUCAAUUUCAGUUGACCUCAUCAACCACAUGAUGGCAUCACAGCAGCAACUGUCUCACAUGACCUACUGUCUAUACUGCAUAUUGUUGACUGCUGAGAAUCCCAUGUGACCUACUGUUUAAUUAGAAGAUGUAUUGACACGGUGGGAUUAAGCUGAUAAUAUUUAAUGAGUACUUUGACAUUUUGCAGACUCUCACUGUGUCACUUGUGUCUCCAAAUGUGCACUUGUUUUUCAUUGUUUUCACCUCACAUACUGUAUGAUAGUCAAAGCUUAUCAACAGUGCAGGCUUUUUUCAUGACAUUUUUCUGACUAUGAGAUAUAAAUAAAAAGCCAGAUACUU